AUGGCACCAACUGCCAUUCGCAACACCAUCAGCGACAACCUUGAGGCACCUCUGAAGUCUCCAAAUAGGUACAAUGCCUUCGCGUCAGAUGUAAAUGACGGAGCAAUCCCUAUCGACCCCCCUCUUAACCCCAAUCACCGGUGGUGGUGGGACAGAUGUGCGCCGCUCCUGAACAGUCUGCUCACCAGCGCUGAGGGGUACACACCUGAGGAGAAGGCAGACCACCUACGCGUCUUCCGUGACGUGGUGGUUCCCUCCUUUGGCCUCCCAACCCCCAAGGCUAAAGUUCGUCCCCUUCUCACUUACGAUGGUUCUACCUUUGAACCUUCGUGGAACUUCACAAAGGGUGACGACGGCGUGAUCCGCUACACCUUCGAGCCUCUUGGCGAUUCCGCCGGUUCGGAUGAGGAUCCCUUCGCCGGCGAGAUUGGCGCUUCCAUGAUCCCCAUCCUCUCUCAGGUGUCAUCUGGUGUCGACAUGCGUUGGUACGAGCAGAUUCUGAAGAAGUGGUUCGUCACACCCGAAGAGGCUGCCGUCGCGCGAUCAAAGAUUCCGUCAUUCGUUAAGCGCAUCCCGCAACUCUUCCUCGCUUACGACAUGAAGCGCUCGCAGCGCACCCUCAAAGCCUAUUUCUUCCCCGUUCUCAAGCACUUCGCGCUCGACGUCACGACAGAGAAACUCGUCUUCGACAUGAUUCGCGAACUACAGCCCUGCGGAGAAGAGCUCUACAAGGUGUCGGAGAAGCUUCAAAGAUAUCUGGCGACAUGCAAGGAGCCAUGCCCGGUGGAGAUGAUGGCGAUCGACUGCGUUGACCCUUCGAAGGCGCGCGUCAAGGUCUACGCGCGAACGACUUCGAACUCCAAGGCGGUGCUCGCCGACGUUCUCACUUUGGGAGGAACCCAAACCGACGAGGCGACGAUGAAGGGUGUCGAAUACGCAGAGAAGGUCUGGCACUUGUUGCUUGACGAGCCCGAGGGCAUGGCCGCGACCCAGAGGAAGGAUGCAAGAGACAUGCAAAACCUCCACAAGGGCAUCUGCUUCGCGUUCGAACUCAAGCAAGGCGACGAGCGCAUCGACAUCAAGGCUCAUUUGCCGUGGGGACAGACCGCGAGGAGCGAUGCUCAGACCAUCCACAACUUCACGCAGGCCCUGCAGAACGUUGGAUGGGACGAAUCUGCAGAGAAGUUCUCUAGGGGCGCUCUAGAAAUAGCCAAGCUACCGGGUAGAGACUACUCAAAACCUGGUGGACUGUCCUACGUUUCCUACAACUAUGGACCGAAGGGCCUGUACAUGUCAUCGUACUUCUCUCCAAAGGUCCAAGAUAGCUAG
Messenger RNA from Colletotrichum karsti, 1329 nucleotides. RefSeq lists its product as uncharacterized. Gene Ontology annotation, molecular function: transferase activity, transferring alkyl or aryl (other than methyl) groups. Gene Ontology annotation, biological process: alkaloid metabolic process. NCBI's taxonomy places the organism in Eukaryota, Fungi, Ascomycota, Sordariomycetes, Glomerellales, Glomerellaceae. Bases 1 to 1329 code for a protein of 442 amino acids. The record is from RefSeq and is a predicted model, not a curated record. The transcript has 2 exons.